Molecule: messenger RNA, 1981 nt
Organism: Chiloscyllium plagiosum (whitespotted bambooshark)
Lineage: Eukaryota; Metazoa; Chordata; Chondrichthyes; Orectolobiformes; Hemiscylliidae
Gene: lsm11
Product: LSM11, U7 small nuclear RNA associated
Biological process (GO): mRNA 3'-end processing by stem-loop binding and cleavage
Cellular component (GO): U7 snRNP
Molecular function (GO): U7 snRNA binding
Source: RefSeq, a predicted model, not a curated record
AAAGGCAUCAGGAUGGGUACACGAAUAGGCAGGGUUUGGAGGGAUGUGGGCCAAGUGCUGGCAAGAGGGGCCAGAUUAGUCUGGGAUGACCGGUCGGUAAGGGCGAGUUGGACCGAAAGCUCCGUUCCCCUGCUGCCCAUCUCUCUGGCUCGAUGGUGUUGCCAUUCUCCAGCGUUCCGUUUCCGUCCCACAAUGCCGAGCGCGAGCGGAGCCAAAGAUGGCGGCUGGUGAAAGUGCCCUAUCUCCGCAGCUGGUGGUGGCGAAGCGCUGGGACAUGGCGGAGGCCGGGGCCGGGAGCUCGGAGCCCGACCCGGACGAGCAGGAGGAAGACGGGGACGGGCGGCUGAAUGUCAGCUCGCCGCGUUUCGACCCGUACCUGGCGCUGUACAGCAGCCCGCCGCCGCCGCUGCCUUUCCCCAACGUGCGCACCUUCAACAACAUCGCCGAGUACCAGAGCUUCCUGAGGCGGCGGCCGCGGGAACGUGAGCCCGGGGACCCGGCCCCGGCCCAGGUCCAGGCCCGCGGGCGCCGCCGCACCGCCGCCAGGCCUCCCCCGGACCCCGACAGGAUCGAGCGCCUCAAGAAGCUGAUGGUGGCCGAGCAGGGCAGCGAGGAGAGGCCCAGGCCCCUCAGGAGGGAGCGGGCCCCGAAGAAUGUGCUGACCCGGAUGUCCCUACAUGAAGGCAGCCCACUGGGUGAAUUGUAUCGUUGCGUUCAGGACAGGAUAAAGGUCAAUGUCCACAUUCGGACUUUCAAAGGACUGCGGGGCGUCUGUUCAGGAUUUUUGGUGACCUUCGACAAGUUCUGGAACAUGGCACUCGUGGAUGUGGAUGAGACCUUCAGGAAACCUAUCCUUGGGAAAGCCUUUUACAGUGAACCAGUAUUAACUGUUGGCAGACUUUUUAAUCGGCUGAAACUACAAGAAAGAUCUGCAGAUGAGGAGCCAGGUGCCACAUCGACAGAACAAACAGGAUAUUUACCCAAAAGGUUUGAGGGUACUAAUGCUGAACAGGAUGACAGCAAAACUCUGACAUGUGGACUUACACAGGUAACCUCAGAUAUCUUAAACCCCUCUGCAGAGAGUGAAGGAGGAGACCUUGAUCGAUCAAAGGGAGACACCAAACAACCAAGCUUGAAGCUCAGGACACUGACAGGAGGAAAACAGAAACGGAAAAAGAAAUCCUUACCCAGGGUGGAUUAUCAGCAGGUUUCUCAAAGACAUGUUAAUCAACUUUUCAUCCGGGGAGAGAAUGUCUUACUGAUCAGUUUUGUGCAAUGAUAGCUGUCACUGGAACAGCACAUUGAACUUUUCCAGAGUAUGACACCAACAAAGUAGAGGCAGUAAACAUACUAUUUACUUUGCAGAAAGUUUCCAACUACUUGAAACUCCAGCUUUCUGAUAAAAAGGAAUGAUCUGAAUUAGUGUUUGAACAGUUUUUUUUUUAAAGAAGUUGGUAAGCUUCAGCUUUGGUUCACUGUUUUGCUGCCUAUAAUUUAACAUUGAAUUGCUAUGCUCCAGUAAAUAUUUCAUUUCAAAACUUUAACGAAUGGAGUUGUGUUUAGUGCCCCUGGCUAUGUGUGCUGUUAACGAAGGUCACAAUAGUUCAAACCAGAAACAGCAUUUUAGCAAUGUGGGUCUGAUAUUUCCUGCACAACACUUAUUUAUGUGUAAAUGAAUAAGUUUGUAUGUUAAUUUAUCUGACUGAGGAAGCUGACCCUAGUAGAUGGUUACAGGAUAAUAUUUGUCAAAUGCAGAAUGAUUUCUGAAGGACGACAGUUCUGGAGAAAAUACUUAAUUUCCCAACCAAUGUUUUGUCGGUUAUUUUUCUGUCUAAUGUACAGAACCUGGAAGUUCAGGAAUUUCCCAAGAAUUAGUAAUUAAGAGGAGUAACGAAGGAGGCUGUAUAUUCCAGUAUGAAGAAAGCUGAUGGCCCCUAGAGCAUCCUGUCUUAACAAUGACUUUUCAAUUACAUGCAUUGGG